AGGAAGCCAAAGGAGGAGAGGAGGAAGGGAGGAGGCUAUUAGAGGGCUGCCGGGUGCUGGGUAUGUUAGGAAGGACAGGCCACAAGUGAUGUCUGGUAUUUCUUCCACUGCCACCAUGCUUAAGGCUGCAUUUCUGCCCGUGUUCUGUCUAGUAAUCUCCUACAUUACAGACAGCUGCUCUAGCUCAUCAGCCUGAGGUCUGUGCCCUCAUCUACUCCGUCCGUCCUCGAAGUCUGCAUCACCCGUCCCUCUACCCUGAUCUCUGCCAAGGAAUGAAAAAAGGGAAAGAGAGGGAAAUAGUCAUUAUAGUUGACGAAAACAUUUCAGUUUUCUUAAAGUUGAAAGAUUCUGUUUUCUUCCGCUGAUCAUUGACAGAUAGUGGAUUUGAUCUCUCAACACAUCAAGCCAACUGGUGAUAGACUCAAUUUUCUGCCUCAGGGGAGAGAGAUAAACAGCUUUCUGUUUGGACUCUAGAAGAGAGACUCGACAUUGGGGGACAAACCCAGUCAUCUUUAGCCAGGACACUGAAAGAGACUAAGUUUUCUGCUUUACCCUGACAGACACAACUUUCUGUGUCAAGACAAGACAUGACGAGGAGUCUUCUGUCUGAACAGAGACACACAGCCUAGAAAGAGAGACCAAGACUUGAAUUUCACCCUCUCAGGGACAGCUUUUUGCCUUAAUACUGAAACGGAGACUACGACUGCUCUACUACAAUAUUCCUUAGCCCUAAUAUUGAGAGUCCUUCACUUUUCUUCCCUGUCACCUGAGCACUGAGAAAACCUUUCUGCAUUUUCAUUUUCAACAGAAAAGGAACCUGCCUGGUCUAAGCAGCUGCAUCUCAGCACCUCUACGGAAGGCUAUCAUUCAGGUACCAAACUUUAGUAAACCCUGCUGGAGAGAGAGUUCACCUUUUUGACGUUUCAUCUUAUUUUCUACUUUCAAAUGUGAGCUAUCCCUGAUGGGAAUAUUUUUCAUUUGUGACUAACUGGUCCGUAUGAAGAUUGAUUAUGUUAAUAAUAACUUUUUUUAUGAGCAGUGUGGGAAGGCAAAGGCCCCUGUGGACUGUCUCCCCUAUUUCAAAUGAGUCAGGGAGCUAAGAGUCAAGUCUGCCAGGAAAACGUGAGUCCAAAUCAUCUAUCUGGCUGUGACUGACCUAGAGGGACCAGACUGUAUGUAUGCAUUGACCUCCAGGAAUGUGGAAAUAGUGUUUGGUGUGGAGUGUACAGCAAUCAAGCCACAUUGUGUAGAUCUAGACGACAUGGGUGUGCGAAUGAUUUAAUAAAAAAAUAUCAUAUAUAUAUAUAUAUUUAACCUUUAUUUAAUUAGGCAAGUUAAGAACACAUUCUUAUUUACAAUGACUGCCUAGGAACAGCAAGGAGCAUAAGAGCGAGAACAAGAAUGAUAAAGGGAGUCAAGGAGCUUUGGGACUAUCAUUAUUUGGUUAACACAGACAUGAGACAAAACGUAGAAUAAAGGAUUUCCUUAUAUCACAGAACAGAAAGAACCACACUGUCCACUCCUAUCAGGUGUCCCAGAGUGUUUUCAAGGUAUUUACCCCCUUCUCUCUCCGUUCAACAGCUGCCCUCUGUGUCACCAGCACAGAAACUUAAUUACCACAAGAGACAUUCCCAUUUAAGUCAAUGUUCUGUGUAGCCAUGAGUGUGAAAUUGCCGUGGACUGAUGGGCUUUGUCCAUUCUAGUUUUCCUAUUUAUAUGGACUUCAGACAAGCACCAAGCACUGUAAUGCGAGCAUCAUUGUUCUCCUUUCCGAGGUUAACAACAGCAGGAGCAGGACGGAAGGGCAGAGGGAGCACCUUCUUCCUCCCUAAAGUACCCCCAGCUGCCAAGACCCCAGUCAGGUACAUUGUCCUGGUGCUGAUCUAAGUAAGACGGGGCCUGCAAAGUGCCAACAAGCACUGAGGAAAACCAUAAUGAGCUGGUCUGGGGUAUUUAUUUUUAACACUGACAGCAGGACUGCUUGGCCUGCUGGGUGUGAGAAAAAACGAUGGAAGAGUUUUUUCUCAAAGCUUAGAGAGACUCGUUUUCUUGAGUACGGGCGAUUUCCUUUUAAGUGCCGUGGCAGUAGGAAAUCAUAUUGUUUGACAUUGCUUCCUCGACUGCCUAGGGGGGAGACAGGAUGGCGACCAAGUCCCCUCAGACAGAAAUGCAAAGGGAGGUGAGUUUCUAUGGGAAGUGAGUCGGUCUCAAUGACUGUUGUCAAAAUGUGCACCAGCAGUAAAAAACAUUCUUCCCCCUAGAAAUAAAUUCCAGGUUAUUUUGCCAUGUUUGAAUAACCGUUUCUAUACACCAAUAUGGGCCAGUAUUAUUUCUAUUAUGUCUUACAAAAAAAAAAAAACUUUCCACUCAGCCAUAGUUCCCAUAACUUGCCUGAGGUCACUGUCAUGUGGCCACUAGAGCUUAAAUCGUCCUCACACACAAGCUACUGGUCCGCUGUAGAUGAAGAAGGGAAACCCUAUUACCCCACUUACCCUCUUCCUCAGACACACACACACAUGUGCACGCAUGCACACACACACACACACACACACACUGUCUAAUCAACACCCUCACUUGAGCUUAAAGAGCACUGAUGCUGCAACUCCAUACUUUCCAUUGGUCCUGCCCUUCAGGAGAAAGAGGGGGGAAAUGCUACAACGUUACAGUAACACACCGUCUCGUCUAGAGAGGAAGACUGAGGAUCUACACAGUCUGAAGUAAAUACAACCUUCAGUGCCAGAUGGAUUUUAGUCGAAGGAAGGUUCAAUGUCUCUGCUGGUAAGACUGAACACAACUUCUUAGGAGUGAACACAACCUUAACUUGAACCACUUAGUCUGUACAACGGUAAUUAUCAUACUGCAUGGUUUGUCAAACAUCAAGCUGGCAUAGCUGUCUUUUUACAUAUGCUAUUUAGUUGAAGAAAGGUUUUCACUGUGUGCCUACUGUAUGAAACUAAGUACUAUGAAACGUUGUUUAAUAGACACUACUUAGUUUAUCCAUUUGUUUGAGUGUGAGUGGGGCGAGUCUGGGGUAUACACUACUGUACUGUCUGUGCUCAUGGAGGUGUGGAAUCGCCAGCUAGUGAGCUGUGUGUGCUAGUAGUGUUCAACAUAGAAGUAGCUGUUUCCUUUGCUCUGCAAGGGCCAAGGCUUUGGUACCGGGGCAGGUAACGCUGCUAGUUCGAGUGCAGAUGUAUAUGCGCAGAGAGAAGAGCUGAGAGUAGAGUUCAUGGGGUGAUGAAAUGGUAAAGCUCCGGUGUUCAUAAGUUAGACCUAAACGACCACCAAGAUGAACAAGACUUUCGUAGACUAGAAAUAAUAUAGUUCUUUACUGUAUAUUGUCAUAUGAUCAUAUGACGUCUGUUAUUGGAAAUUGCAUUUUGAGGGAACGGGUCCUUUGGAAAUGUCUUGACUCAGUUCUGAGACGGAUUCAUUUCUAUCAACAGAAACAAAGUGCAUUGAUUUAUUCGUUCUUAGCUCUUUAUACAUCUUUUACAUCUUUUACCAGUCACCACUUCCUUAUUAUACCUUGUUUGUUGUCAAUGUGUCAAGAAACAUGCACCAUCAAUCUCUGGCCAAAGGACAUGUAAAUCAGUAUGUCUCACUCUUUCCCAGGCGAAGUAAUGCAAAGAUAAGCCCUGUGACAUGUUUAUUUCUGUGUUUCUGUUGACUUUAGACUUCCUUAAAACUGACAUCCGAUUUCCCAGAUUGCUGGGCCAGGCAGGGCUGUGGGAACAUACUUGGCUCAAGCUUGGUCAGUCUGCUGAGCCCACUGUGGCCACGCAGGGAGAAAAGUCUAUUAAUAUACCAACUCCACAGCCCCAAAUACAUCGCGUGGUACAAUACAGCACAGCAUUGCUCAGUACGGUACAGUACAGCAUUACUCGGUACAGUUCAGUAAGGUACUGUACAGAGCAGAGCAGCUCAGCACAGAAUAAUUUGGUGUAAUGAAGAGAAACUUGGAAACCAGUCAAAUAAUAACACAAGUCCACACUGCAUGACACAAGUGAAUUAAGUCACAAAGUGUGACAAGCCAUGAAACAGAAUAAUCAAACGUCCUGAAAAAAAGAAACACAAAUAAAAUAUCCCACAGAACAACAACAGCACUUUCAUUUAAUGCAGAAAUGUCAUUCAUUUAUCUAUAAGCGCAGUAGAUCGUAGUUAACGCGGUCCCAGAUCUGUUUGUAAUGUCUUGCCAACUCCUACCCUCAAUGGCAUCCCAGUGACCAUCGGCGUUGGAAUGACAACGCAAACAGAUCUGGGACCAGGCUAGAUGGUAGUUAUAGAUGGUGACUGACUGUUCCCUGACUGCUCUACUCUCUCCCAGGCCGUUCUAGAGGUGUGGUGUGUGACGGGUGAUGGCCGACUGGAGUCUCCUAGGCAACUUCUUGGAAGAGGUGCAGGAGCACUCGACGUCUGUGGGCAAGGUGUGGCUCACCAUCCUCUUCAUCUUCCGUAUUCUGGUCUUGGGCACGGCCGCCGAGUCGUCGUGGGGCGACGAGCAGGAGGACUUCACCUGCGACACGGAGCAGCCCGGCUGCGAGAACGUUUGUUACGACACGGCCUUCCCCAUCGCCCACAUCCGCUACUGGGUGCUGCAGAUUGUCUUCGUGUCCACGCCGUCGCUCAUCUACAUGGGCCACGCCAUGCACACGGUGCGCAUGGAGGAGAAACGCCGGCGCAAGGAGCAGGAGGACCAGGGUGGAGGUGACGGGGAGGAAGGAGGAGGGGAAGGCGGAGAGGAGAAGCAUUAUCUGGAGCACGGGGAAGAGAAGGGGGGAGAGUGCGGGAAGGAGGGCAGCGGCAUGGGCAGGGUGCGUCUGCGCGGGGCGCUGCUGCAGACUUACGUGUUGAGCAUCCUGAUCCGGACGCUAAUGGAGGUGGUCUUCAUCGUGGUGCAGUACAUCCUCUACGGAGUCUUCCUCAAUGCCCUGUACGUGUGCCACAGCCGGCCCUGUCCACACCCGGUUAACUGUUACGUCUCGCGGCCCACGGAGAAGAAUGUGUUCAUCGUGUUCAUGCUGGCCGUGUCGGGCGUGUCGCUGUUUCUCAGCGCCGUGGAGCUCUACCACCUUGCCUUUAAGCAGUGUCAGAGGUUUCUGAGGAGGAAACGACAACAGCAGCAACAACAGCAGCAACAGCUGCUACAAGGACGCACGCCUUCAAGUGCUACGGUCAUCACCGCUGAACCUGACAGCCCACCCCGUCCAUCCAUGCCCUGCACCCCACCCCCAGACUUCAGCCAGUGUGUUAGCUCUUCCCCUCACACACACCCCAUGCACACCCAAUCCCACCCCCAUCCUAGCUGCCCCCCUUUCAACAACCGGCUGGCCCACCAGCAGAACUCAGUCAACAUGGCCACUGAGCGCCACCGUGUUGUCCACAAUGACCUUGAAACGGAAGACUUCCUGCACGUGACCUAUGAGGGGCACGCCGACACACCCAACGCCUGCACCCCGCCCCCUUCGCUGCUCCAAAACGGCUUCCAAAAUGGUUUCCUGAAGGACAAGAGGCGUCUGAGCAAGACCAGCGGCUCCAGUAGCCGUGUGCGACCCGAUGACUUGGCUGUAUAGCUCCACUUCCCAACACACACACUGUCCCUGGAUCGUUUCAAACACACACACACACACACACAAGACUGGGAUGACUAUUACUCAUCUGUUGUGGGGGACUAAUUGGAACACUGCAUGGCACAAGUCAACGAAGUCACAAAGUAUCACAAGUCAUGAAACGGAAUACUCAAACUAAUCAAACAGCUGUAGAAGGGUUAGUGCCUUCAUAUUUAGCCCUCAGGACUAAUCCACUAAUGUGACUGUCUGAGACCUUGGUCUGACUGCGUCCUAAAUGGCUCCCUAUUGCCUGUGUAGUGCACUACUUUAAACCAGGGCACAUAUAGCUUUGGUCAAAAGUAGUGCACUAUAUAGGGGAAUAAGGUGCCAUUUGAGACAGAGACAUUGACUCUGACUGCUGUCGUGGAGUCUCUCCCUGAGAGACAGGGGGGCCUUGUGCCAGACCUGAGAAUGAGUGGGUCACUGCCACACUAUCAGCUUUGUGACACUGACUGGCUGCUGGGGACAGCUAAGUGGGACAGAUGAGAGCCAGUCUGUCACUCAGAGACAGAGAGAGAUAUGUGAAGGACGGCUGCCUGUCAAUGACCCACAAACGUAUGCUUAGACGAAUGCUCUGCGUGUGUAAGCUUGCUCUCUCUCAUGCAUGCACACGAACACACACAAACACUUUACAUUUACAGAGGCACGCAGACACUUUCGUUGGCAUACAACACAAACACGCAGACACACCAUGUGAAUCCUGAUGUUGGCAUCACUUCCCACCAGAGAUCCAGUAGGAACCUACAGGGAUGACCCAUGGGAUUAAAAUAUAUUUUAUUGUGUACUUUGUAUGGUUAAAGAGAGACAGACAAAACUACAUCCUAUUCUGAUAAGGGCUUUAUUUAUGUGGAGCCAUCAUCGGUUAAAGCAGACAUCCCAAGCUUCCCAGGGUGUGGGGAGGACAUAGUUCAUAGUGCAUAGUUGAGAUACCCUGACUGACCUGGUUCCCCGUUUCCCAAAACCAUCUUAAGGCUAAAUUCAUUGUUAGAACCUUCGUUGGAGCAUCAUUAUAUCUCAGAGCUGUUUCCCGAAACCAUCGUUAUCAACUUUGCAAUUGAGAAACGCUCGUAAUCUAACGACGGCCUAAAAAAAACUGCUAGAACAGCGAAGCGCGUCGGAUGCUUUUUCCGCCCUCCCUCGUCACUUUAUACAGAUAAAUCUCUGUUAAACAUUGAAUCACAUGGUUUAUAUGUCUCUGUGACGCCGAUAACUUCAGAACAAAGUCGACUCGAAAUACAAAGGUGCCAAUGUGUUUGCAAUUGAUACAAACAAGCGACAAAUACAAAUAUGCUUCAAAUGAAAACCCGAGAUGACUGCAUUAAAGUAUAAACAGUAGGCUGUAGGCCUAUUUCAAUAAUAUUGAAAUAUAUUUCAUGUUCAAUCAAUUGAGUUCUAUUUUGUUCAGGGGCACAACUUUGGUUUUAGACGUGGGGGGACAUACAUAUAUAUAUAUAUAUAUAUAUGUUUAUCCAGUCAGAUAAACACUCCAGAAAUGCAACUUCAGAAUGUGGGGGGGACAUGUCCCCCGUCCACAGUGAAAGUUGCACCGCUGAUUUUGCUACUGUCAGUAUUUGUCUCAACAUAUUCCCUGAUGUGUGCGCAAUGAUGUGCCAAAUCGGUGAUUUGGUGCAUUUUCAUUGGGUAAGCAUUAUUCAUAAAAACUGCCUCAAUGGGAGCUGAUCCGUUGUCAGUAUUGUGAAAUAAUUAUAAUGCUAAGGAAAUAUUUGAAUGGAGAAAGCUGAUCCGAGACCAGCGCUCUUUUUCUUUAGAGCCUAUCAGUAUCAAUGCACCAACGACGCACUUUGCGAACGUUCUCUCUGCGUGGUGUUUUGGCAGACGCAUGUUACAUCUUCCUUCGGUCGUUGUAGGACAGGUGCAUCAUUAAAACACUCUUAAGCCUAAAUUCCAUCGCUAUCAGAAAACCGGGCAGAGACCUUGACCGCGAAUCUUGCCAAACGAGUGCCUGUCUAUUGUCAAGGAAAAACCGUUUUAGAAAAGCCAGAUAUUCCUUAAUUUUUGGAAAGUCAUUCCCUUUCAGAUAUAUAUAAUAUAUAUAUAUAUAUAUAGAUAUAUAUAUAUAUAUAUAUAUAUAUGAUCUAGCUUUUUUAUAUGGCAAAGUAUGUGGUCAGAAACUGAAAUAGUUUUGCACUGGUUUACAGAAUCUGUGUGUAUAGUCAUUUUUAAAUCUCAGAUUUACGUUUUGAAAUGUUUAACUAAAUCUAAAUACGAAUUAACAAAAAACAUGUUGUUUCAACACAUCUUUGUUUAAUGUGAAUUAAAUUGUAUUGGGGUGGUGUCAUUGCGAUCACAUUUUUGUCAACUUUACACUUUAGCAAAAGGCAAUGUGAAAAUCUAUGUAUCUUUAGUGUUACAAAUGUUUUCAUGUUAAUUUUGUGUAUAAAUAUAUAUCGUCUGCCGUUAAAAACACAUUUACCCGUGACACAUGAUAGGAAUUUGCAAGCUGUCUUAUCUACUCAUGUUUCAAGUAGAGCGAUUCUAUUUUGCACACUGAUACCGUUCACUGUACUAUCUGCAUUAUAUUGUAUAUUGACUGUGUACGGUAAAGACCACUGAUUCCCUUCGCAUUAAGACGAAAUGUAAAACGAGCACAAACUCAAUAUAUACAUCCCAUAUGUACCAUG
Oncorhynchus masou masou (cherry salmon) is the source of this 8251-nucleotide messenger RNA. RefSeq names its product gap junction protein, alpha 5b (gene gja5b). The transcript has 2 exons. Gene Ontology annotation, cellular component: connexin complex. Gene Ontology annotation, biological process: atrial cardiac muscle cell to AV node cell communication by electrical coupling; heart development; cell-cell signaling. The record is from RefSeq and is a predicted model, not a curated record. Gene Ontology annotation, molecular function: gap junction channel activity involved in atrial cardiac muscle cell-AV node cell electrical coupling. The coding region runs from base 4359 to 5573 and encodes 404 amino acids. NCBI's taxonomy places the organism in Eukaryota, Metazoa, Chordata, Actinopteri, Salmoniformes, Salmonidae.